UUGUUUUUGCGACGACCAACGACAACAAAUUUUUUUUUUUCGCUCUUCUUUCUCUCUCACCGCUCUUGCAUCUGCUGCAAGAAAAAGCGCUUAAUAAUAGUGGAAUUUCAGUGCGCAUGUGCAUGUGUGUUUAUAAGUGUGUCUGUGUCUUUGUGUUUGUUUUUAAAUUUUUACAAAUAACGGCGCCGUCGCCACCGCGGCCACCCGCACAACGUUAAUUCGGUUCGGUCCAGUGGAGGCAUUAACAGAGCAGCAGCAUCGUUCUAUUCUAUACAUUCGUUUGUUGUCAUUCCAGAAGCGCGAUCGCUUCGGUUUCGUUUCGUCAUUCAAUGCGUCGCAGCUGCGCGAUUCAGAAUUAAAUUAAAAGUCUAAAAAAAAACCACAUACACAAACAAGUUAAAGAAAUACGCGAAAAUCAUAUUGUUUGCUUGUUUGUUUGCCUUUGUCUGCGGCAUGGAAAUGGCAUGAAAGUGAGACACACACAAUUGCACACGCGAACGGGUGAUGCGGCGUCAUGAGACGGAAGCUGCGCUAUCCAGUAGCUGGAUGCUACAGAGAAAUUAAUAUCUAGAAUCUCGUAACUAGAUUGUUUUGUUGACACACCCGACGGGUACUGUGGGUGCGCUUCUGACGCUGACUCUGACGCAGUCACAAUUGGGUAUUGGCAGGGAAAAUGGUCAAGUCGCUCGUGUCCAAACUAUCCACAGCAUCGUCGAAUUUAUCGUUGGCCAGCACGUUCAGCUCUGUUGUAGGUGGAGGCAGCGGCGGUAGCGGAUCAUCUGGUGUACAGGAGACGAACUACGCAAAACAUCGCAAUGAUCCCGGCCGUUUCUUUGGCGAUGGCGUGCAGUUCAAGGCUAAGCUCAUUGGCAUCUUGGAGGUGGGGGAAGCGCGUGGCGAUCGCAUGUGCCAGGAGGCGUUGCAGGACUUGAAGAUGGCAAUACGCGCGGCCGGAGAGCACAAGCAACGCAUCACCAUACACGUGACCAUUGAUGGGUUACGAUUGCGGGACGAGAAGACAGGGGACUCACUGUACCAUCAUCCUGUGCAUAAGAUCUCGUUCAUUGCCCAGGACAUGACGGAUUCGCGUGCCUUUGGCUAUAUCUUUGGAUCGCCCGAUAGCGGGCAUCGCUUCUUUGGUAUUAAAACAGACAAGGCUGCCAGCCAGGUGGUACUGGCCAUGCGCGAUCUCUUCCAGGUUGUGUUUGAGCUGAAAAAGAAGGAAAUUGAGAUGGCACGCCAACAAAUCCAGGGAAAAACACUGCACGAUCAUGCAAGUCAGCUGGCCUCAUUGUCAUCGUUAAAGUCGGCCGGCGGACACAGUGAGCUCGGAACGGGCACAAGCAGCGCACAUACGCUCACCAUGCUGGGUAGUUUGGGUGCGAGCGCCAAUGGUGUCAGCAGUGAAACGCGUCUGGGUGUCAACUUGGACGUGGCCAAGACAAGCGGAGCAGCUGCCAAAGAGCUGUCGCCCGAAUCUGUCGCCGAUCUGGUUGAUCUGGAACAGGAGCUUACUUCGUUGCAGCGUGGCAUCACACAAAUGGAGCGCAUCACACCCAAUGAGUCGGCCGCUGGGCAGUCUGCUGCUGCUUUGGGCAAAUCAGCUAGCGAGGAUGAUCCCUUUGGCGACUCCUUUAUCUAUGUACCGUCAUACAAUAUCUUGCCACCGCCACCGGAUUCGGGACGCACGCGUCACAAGCCUGCAAAUAAAGCAGAAAGUGGCUCCGCACUCGAAGCCAUGUCGACAUUGUUAUCGCCUGCGCCCGGGGCCAGCGGUUCGCCGGCCACCCUCCAGGCAGACGAUGAUGAUAGUUGGCUGCACGAAUUGGAGCAACAGAGUGAUGUUUUCGAUACCACCAAGGCCACUGCCAUGGGUGUUAUGGGCUUGGCCGCAUUAAGUGGCACCGGUGGAACUGGCGGUCUGCCUAUGGCACCCCUGGCCGCCAGCGAGUCAACAUCGACGCCCACGCAGCAAUUAAGUGAGGCCUCCGCCCUCGCCGAUGUUGAGCUAAGCAGUUUGGGGCUAUCUGGCACGGAAUUUGCAGCGGCUGGGAGCGAUUCAGCGCAAGCGGCAACCAUGUCGGAACCAGUGGGUGCGUCGGCCAAGCAAACAUCAACGACAUGCAGCGUCCUAGAUGAUCCCGUGCUGCUGCCCCGCGACACAGAUCCGUUCUCACCGACGCGCAAAAAGAGCGAUCCUGAUCCCUUCCAAGACGGUGAUUUGUUCUCCAAACUGGAUGCCUUUGAGUUUGAUACGGCCGCCACGUCGGCCGUCGCAGAGUCUGGAGUUGCAACUGGUGGCAACAAUAGCUUCAAUGGACCGCUUCAAGUUCAGUUGCCGCCCGAAAGUGGGAGUGGCAUAUCACCAACGCCACCACCACCAGCACCAGCAACAACGGCCACCUGGAAGGCUGACAUCUCUCGACUAGAGCGACAGAUGACGGAGGCAGUUACCAGCUCCGUACGCACGCGACCCACGGCGGGAGGUGGAGGCACAGGACUGGCUGCGCUGCCGCCCGGGGCAGCUUUGAAGCAACAGACGGUUGAUGUCAUUUCGAGCAUUAGUAACAAGAAGAUGCCCCAUCUGUUCGGACAGGCACGUUUCUCAAAGCGUGACAACAACUCUAGCGUUAACAUGCGUCGUCUGCAGGAGAGCGAUUCGCUGAGCGAGAAUGAGACGGCACCGGAACCGCCGCCACGACCAGAUUCGGCGCCCUACUCCGAACCGCCGCCGCUGCCGCCCAAAAAACAAUUUAGCGACAUUGUUAUAAGGCCGCACACGACCCCAGCUGCGAUGCCAUCAUCAUCAGCUCCUGGUGGCCGCUAUGAAUACUUGAACAACACUACGUCGAGUCUGCGUCGUAGCGCAGCAGCGGCUGCGGCGGCCACAGAUGUGCCGCCCAUACCAUUGCCCUCGAGGCGUGUGGGCCGUUCCGAUGGUUACUUUCCUGGACCCGGCCGGCCACGGAAGCCUGGCCACACAGAGGACGACUAUUUGGCGCCCGUCGGCCAUACAGCGAGCGGUGCUGGAGCGGGAAGCGCGGAUGUGCCACCUUUGUUGCCACCGCCCAUACAAAGCUCGACACGCGCGCGACCCCAACGUCAACAGUCGUUGGGCAAACCGCAAGAUAUAUACGAGAACAAGGCCGAGAUAAUGCAGGCACAGCAGGCACGGGAGAAGGCCGAGGCUGCCGCUUUGGCACCGGAUAUUACACUGACCCAGCUGCUAACACUAGGGAUUGACGAACUGGCCGUUAAACUGAAUGUGCCCACAACCAAGCUGAGCACAAUGACACUAGUCGAGCUUACUGCUUACCUCUCCGAAUACCUAUCCACCGAGCAAGCGCGUCCGUUACCCAGACAGGUGCCGAGUGCUAGUCCCAUACCCGCGGCCGCAUCUUCUACAACUGCACCCACUUCAGCCGUUUUCAAGGUGAACUUUGAUCAGCAGACCGCUUUUGUGGCCAAGUUUGACGAUACCUUUGGCGAAGAUAUGGGGGCGGGCGCGCAGGAUGCUUUUGUGGCAAAUUUCGCCAACUUUAAUGAAACGCCCGUUGCAGCAACCACAGCACCCGGUAUGGAGAAUCGCGGCCAAGUGCCAGCCGUUCCCCCCGCAGACCGCUAUGCCGUAUUCAGAGAGAUCAUCGACCAGGAGUUGCAACAACAACACCAGGAUACCGACUUAAUGGGUGAUUUGACCCCUCCACCAGUGGCUGACACCGAAGAGCUUGGAAAUGUACCACAAGAGAAAUUGGACGUAGAUGGGUUUAUAAGCCCGCCAGAGCAGCAAGUUGAACAGCCACCGCUGCCUAAGAUUGACACCAAAAUCACGGAGGUAGUGGCACAAGCCAAGGAUCGCUAUGCUGCCUUACGCGACAUCAUUCUCGUUGAGAAUUUGUUUGACAAGCAGCAGUCUGGCAGCGCUGGUGGAGCGUCACGAGAAAAGGAUCUCAUGCAGGACUUUCCGGAGUUUAGUGAUGAGUUUAACGAGGAUCAGGACCUCAGGCAGAUCAUGGAUAAUAGGGCAAGCAGUACUGGUCCUGAUAGGCGAGGCUUGGUAGAUAGUCGAGGCUUCCCAGCAGAGCCCUCCUCAUCGGCGCUAACAGUGGAUGAUGAUGAUGACGAGGAUGCGGGCGGUGAGAGUAGUCUGGAUAGCAAUGACAAGGACGCUGAAGUAACCAGCGCUCAAGAUCAAUAUGAAAAGUUGUCGGCCUCCACACAGCAACUGGACGGUGAGAAGGUUGACUCGAAACCCGACGCUGACGAUAUUAGCGAUGUUACAAAGCUGACCAAGCAGGAUCACAAAUUCCUGACGGUUACCUCUGCCAGCGGCAUAAUCGGCCCCAGGGACGAUAUUGAAAUUGAUGAUUUAAUGCAACGAGCCAUUUCAAAUUUGUCAUUAGACUCUCGCGAUCGCACCUCCCCGGCUAACUCUACAGGUGCCGCUUCGGCCCCCUCCCGAGGACCACAUACCCUGCACACUCCUUCGCAGUUCAACGAUGUUAGCACCUCGCCCAUACCCCUCCAUAAGUCCCCUCAGCCACAUGGCGCUCAAGUGUCGCCCGUACCCUCGCAUCUAUCGGCUGUUUCACAGCUAAUUGACACCGCCACCAAGCAGAUGGGAGAUCGCGACAGCGAUGCUUCCAAAGCAGCCAAAGAUUCGUGGGCAACCUUCGAUUCCCCCAAGGCAGCGGCCUACGAACUGGCAUCAGAGAAGCGUGCACGUCAGACUCUUAAGCCGAGUGUACGUUCCAAUACGCUGAAUCUGCCGCCUCCACCGCCUUCGAACACAUCUCAACAGGACACAGCAGAGUCGCCCUGCUCAUCGGAUCCACGUGAUGAGGGCUGGUCGAAGCAGCCGGGUAGCAUGGGUGGUCGCCGCUGGCCAAAGAAGGAGCGCCAACAGACAUCAUCCUCAUCCCGUGACCUUAGCCCAUGGGAUGAUGAGACGCCUGAAUAUCUAAAGCAGCAGCGACGCCUGCCGCCCGGAAUGCAGGCCCAGGUCACGCAUCCCGAACGGCUUGGCUUUUAUACGCGCCAUGCACGACGCAUGAACUCUUGCGACGAAGACUACGACUAUGAUGAAGAGUAUGCCACUAGGCGAGACCAGCAACGCAAGUUGAAGCACGUGCUGUCCCGCAGCAGAGAUAACUUUGAACUGGAUUCGCCCAGCUGGUACCAUCAUCCGGCCCAUCACACUUGGUCGCCGCAGGAAAUAGAGCAGGGGGUUCGGGCACGCUCCUUUGAGCGCAGUGCUUACGAGCGCUCUACCUACGGCCCGCCCAUCUAUGAUAAGCGUGGCAAUCCAGUUCCCGGACCAGCUGCUGGUGGCGCUGGCUAUGAUCGCCGUGCCUAUGGCUACCGUCUCCAUCGUGAUUACCAACGGCCCAACUACGAUUUUGAUGAUUAUGGCGGAGAAUAUCGUGGCGAGAAACUAAAUCGUCGCACCGACUACGAGAAUGUCUACGACGGGCGGCGCUCACCCAUGGACUACAAGGGACGUGGUGAUUAUAUGUACGAACGCGAACGCAAAUCGUUCGAUCGCGAAAGUGUUGAAUCCUUUGAGAGCGCCACACGACGACGUCGCAGCUUUGGCAGUGGUGGCGAUGUAUACGGCAGUCUGGAUAGCCGAGAGGAUUAUCGGGAUCGUUAUUUAGGCGGUAGUACUGCGGAGCUUAAAACACGCUCGCUGCGAAAACCAUCAAAGCUGCGCGCCACCGGCGACAUCGACUUUGAACACGACUCGGAGAACGAUUUUCAUCACCCACAGCAACCGCCGCCGUUGCAGCAACCGCGUGGUGGUCGGUCCUUAGACACACGGAGUCUACAACGACCGAGUCAGCUCGGCAGCGAAGUAGCCGGAGGUGCUGGCGCACAGCCUCGCCUGCGUAAGAGCAGCGGAUCCAGUCCCUGGGAUGGCGAGGAGCCCUCGUUGCCUGGCCAGAAAUCCUGGAAACGUCCCUCGAGCGCGGCCGAGACAGAACGUCGCUUGGCAGAAAGUAGACGCGCUGCAGCCUUGGCUCAAACGCCUUCCGAUGGCGAGAAGGAUCGCAGAUUCCGCAAGAAGACGCGAGCUCGCAGCGCCAAGGAUUUGGCAAAUGUUGGCAAUAUUCCUUGCGGCCACCGAGGUCGCGGCGUGAGGGACAAUUAUGUUGCUUGUCAGAACGAUGAGGACAAUGACGAUGAGGACUAUGUAGACGACGAGGAGUACGAAGAAGAGCCACCGACGGAUGAGGACAAAUUUGAGCGCCUAAACCGGCGACGCCAUGAAAUGCAUCAGCGCAUGCUCGAAAGCGAACGUCGCCAGAUGCACGCCCAGGGUCUGGGCAAGAUUCCGCCGCCCCCACUAAGUGCACUGAAGAGUUCCUUGGGCAUGGAUGUCAAGCGUUAUGCGGGCAGCACACGCAGCGGUGUCACUGACUAUGGCUUCGUGGACAGCUACGAGCAGACGCCCACACCGCGCUCGAAUGCCAGCAGCUCGGCGGUGAUGACCGGCGAUGGAAACGGCAGCAGCGGCAAAUUUAACUUCGACGAUGGCUUCGAGUCGGACUUUAAUCAGAGCUCGCCGCCACCAGCCCCAGCUGGCACGGCCUCGAGCUGCACAUCGACGCCCGCUGGCCCGGUGUCCGGCAGCAGCGUCGCCGGCGGCAGCACUUCCAAGUCGCUCUUCCGAUUCUCCAAUGAUUUCUCAGAGCGUGAAAAGCUCCAACAGCAGCAACAACAGCAGCAACCGCCGAGCUUUGACAUGGAAACGCCACAGACGUCGACGCCUCCCAUAACCCAAAAACUACGCUUCGACGACAAUGUAAAGGUCUCGCAGUUCGACGACGCAGCUUUCGAAGAUGACUUUGCCAAGGCAUCGUUCGAAUUUGAAAAGGAGGAGGCGACGCAGCAAUGGACACAAGCGUCUAACAACGGCGCCGCGGCGCCGGCCAGCGCUGCCAUGAGCAGGAAGCAGAAUAUACGGAACAGCAAGCUCCAGCAACGUCAGGAAUUGAUUAAGAAAUCCGAAUCGGUUAAUAUAUUUGCCAAAAAGAAUGAGGAUCCGUUCGAGGACGAUGAGUUCUUUAAAUCGCCUACCGCCGAAGAGGAGGCUGGUGCUGGGGACAAGGGUGCUGGUAAUGGUGGCAGCGAUGGCAAUUCCAAUAAAUUCCAGUGGGCCGAGGACAACAACUUUGCCAAAUUUGAUGAAAACAUGUGAUUUGACCAACUCUUUGCCAAGAACGCUCGCAACACGGCAGCAGCCAACAAGCCAUCAAUGGACCGGGAAAGUGAUGGCAACUAUGCCGAAAUAGAUGUGGUUAACGACUGCGAUUUCUUCUAUCUGGCCAACCUAAACCACUACUAUCAGGAGCAACGUCUGCAGCAGCACAAGGACAUCAGACAGCACGAUUACUGCAAUGUGCCGCUAAAGCAAACAAAAUCGACUUCCACUAGCCCCUGGCAUGUCGCCGGCGUGGCCAACAAAUUGACGCCCAAAGCGCAGGUUAGGCAGAAGCUGCAGUUGCUGCGCAAGCCAAAGAAAUGGAAACUAAAACGCACCUUCGAUGAUUUUGUCAAGUGUCUGCUUAUAGCCUCUUCCGAACAUGUCUACGAUUAUGAUGUCUUGUGGUAAGGCAUUAAUGGAGUUCCAGCUAUCGACUUGGACCCAUCUAAACCUUCUGCAGCUCGACUCAGUAUAGUCGAUGAAUUGGCAAUUAUUUGUAGCAACGCAUAUUUUAUUUUUAAUUAAUUGAAAUCUCAUACAAUCUACAAUCUAAGUUCAGUUCUAAAACGUCUCGUAAAACGUUUUAAUUAUGCUUUUGUGCUGACCAACAUUCCUCAAGUCUCUAUCAAUCAGCCGAGUUCGCGCUCAGCACUAUAUACACUGUGAUUCUUAGUUAGAUAUUUUUAUCCACGGAAUCCUUUUGAGUGUCGACAAAUGCCUUGCCACAAGCAUCAGAGCAUCGAGGCAGAAAUGUAACGAACAAUUACUUUGUAAGUAAGCAAACAGUACUAGUUAAUAAUUUUACAUAGUUUUCUCAUCAAUUGUAUAUAGUGGGCUGCAUAGAAAGCCCCAACUAGUUAUUUAAUUAACAAUCCACUAAGUUUAGUGUUUAAUGUACACACACACAGAUACGAUGUGUGGGUAUAGUAUCGGGGAAUUGUCCAAUAGAGUUUAUUACUUUAACCCUUUUAGUACUAAUACUGUGUGGCGUUUGUUAUCGAUACUCAGCAUGUACUCAUAGCUAACCAAAAUACUCAUCUUCAUUAAUUGGGGUUCCCCUUCGAGAAACUAACGAAAGCAACUAACCAAGGCCUAUGCUAAAUGUCGUAACGAUAUGUAUAUCCAAAGUGCAUAUAAUAUUUGCAUACAUACUACAAUACAUAACUAUUAAAUACACACACACACACAUACAUACAUACAUACACACUCAUAGCUGAACGCCUGGCUUUCAGGAGAGGAAUACGUUAAAACUACAAUAGCUACAAGAACAAAAUGACUAGUUUAAUUCAACUUCAGUGCGCAUAAUUAUUUAAAAGAAAAAAUAAGUGUAUUAUUUGCCUACAUAUAUAGAUCAGCUAAAUAAACGAAUAACUGAAUGAUCAAAUACAGAUCAAAAAUCGCUUUAUUAUUAACA
Scaptodrosophila lebanonensis is the source of this 8621-nucleotide messenger RNA. RefSeq names its product protein disabled (gene Dab). The record is from RefSeq and is a predicted model, not a curated record. The transcript has 10 exons. Bases 674 to 7201 code for a protein of 2175 amino acids. Lineage: Eukaryota; Metazoa; Arthropoda; Insecta; Diptera; Drosophilidae.